AUGGCCCGCAGCGGCCAUGACGAGGCGGAACGACAACCUGACUCCCUCCACGAUAGUAACACUGAUACUGGUUGCAGCUUCUAUGAAGUUGACAUUGAAGUAUCUCGAGGCGAAAGUCAGCAGGACGCAACUGCUUGCGAGUACGAGAAUGACGACGUUCACACUGCUCGAGAAGACGACGUGGAAUAUUGCCAUGACAGCGAAAGUGACGAGAGUAGCUAUCAAAGUGCUCUGUCUGCUGAUGAACGAGAAAGAGCUAUUCGACGUGGUGUCUUUAAGGGAAUCAUGUGUGGCUAUGUUACGGACAUGUUUCGGAUUUUCUUUCGUUUUAUAUUCGAAACCAUCAAGGACUUGUGCAUGAGACUGUAUAGAUGCAUCAAGAGAGGGAAUGGAAGGGAAAGUGAGGACCAUGCCAUGCCACUGGAAGAUGCCCUCGACUAUGCGAUGGGCCUCGAAGAUGCAGGUCGUGCCGUCGAGCUUGGGCAGAGCUUACACAACACUAGUGCUCAUGCUAACAUCACUGCCGCAACUGGUUCUUCCACAACCACCGGUACCACCACCGCCACAACUCAAGCUGCAACCUCAACCAUGGCUGGGCAAAUGGCAACCACUGCAGCACAAAGCGCUGCAACAGCUACUGCGACCGCGGCGGCUUCAGCAACCACUAUCGCCAGUACUGUUGUGAGCGCAGUUGCUUCUGCAGGAGUUGCCACCCAAGUGGGGGUCGCGGUGGGGGUUGCAGCUGUUUCUGCGGCUGCUGUUGUUUCUGGGGUGGCCAUGGCACCAGUUUCAGCCCCAGUCCCAGCUUCUCCAUUUGUGGCUACUGAUGAUUUCUAUGGAAGACCACCUCCACCCCAAGGUGACUUUGUGCCGCCACCAUGUACAGGCAGUUCCGAUUUUAAACAAGGAUACGUUGAGUUACAGAUACAAGCGCUGCCAGAAGGAGCCCUACCAGACUACAGGGAUCACAUCGAGGCAUUGUUCCGAGAGGUCUACAACAACAUCUCUGGGAUGUGUUUGGAUCCAUUCAUUCGGGUAGUUCACAAUGCCACGAUUGAGGACUGGGAAACCUUUGUGAUUAUGGGAGAUGAUGAUGGAACAGAUGGCUCUACUGUGACCACCGUGUUCUGGCUAGCAACAGUUGCUUGCAACGGGUGUCCUGACUUUGAACCUCUUUUUGACUCAACAUCCAUAGAUGAGGAUGACACCGGCGUCCACAUAUUUGAAAUUGAAGAGAAGCCUGCCAGAACCGAUGGGACACAGUCAUCGCCACCAAACAUCUCACAACUAGAGACAAAUUCAGAAGUCUUGACUAGCAAUCAGAAUGCAUAUGAACCAAAUCAGAAAGGUUUGGGGCAUCAACGGCGUGAGCUACAACAAGAACAACUUGGAGCUCCAUCUAUCAAUCAAUUUCUUGGCUUGUUUGCAGCAACAUUGGGGUACAAUUUGGGUCCCAUGCUCCACAAAGAGAGUGAAGGAACAGUGGUGGUUGACGACAAUGUGGGAUUAUCCACUAGGGUUGUCUUUGCCACAACAAGGGCAGCACCAGGAUUCAAUGGCACCUUGAAUAAUUCCACCCUGGGCGUUGGCAAUGUGAUUGCUUCCGUCGGAAAAGAGGCUCUUGAAGAGUUUGAAGAAUUCAUUGAGACCAAUGAUGGUGUCAUUCAAGCGCCCUUUUCCAACCAGCUCAAUGCCUUGUCAGAGUGUUUCAUCAAUGAUAAUAGAAAGGUAGUGGCUAUCAAUCAAGGCCAAACAAAUCCUGUCUGUGAACAACUUGAAGCUCUUCUGGAGGAUGACUCAGCUCCCAAUCAAGUAGAUGAGGAGAUCCUUACAGCUUGUAUUUUAAAUCCAACUGCUAAUGACUGCCAAGAACUGCUGGUUGACAUAUUUGAUGGAUUUGAUGAGACCUUUGUGGAGCAGGAGCCAGGCAAUGAAACAAGUAAUCACGAUGGCCGGAAUGAGAACAGCUCACCGACUACUGGAAAUGAACCAGAGACGCCAUCGGGGAUUCCAAACACAGUUGCAGGCGCAGAGGCAGAGGCAGGACUUGGUAUUGCACCAAGUGAAACAACCAAUGAUAUGGCACGAACUGCUGCACCCAGUGCAUAUCAUACUGCAUCGCCCAUUUCCAUACCAAACAAUGCCCCAGUUGAAAAUCCCGCCAUCCCACAACAGUAUCAAAGUUAUACCGAUGAGCCAGCAUUGCCACCAACCAGCUCAAAUGAUUUAAUCAUGCCAACAGCAUACAAUGACCAGAGUAAGGUGCCAAAUGCUUUGCCUAAUGGUGCACCCGAGAGCAACCUAGAUGUUGUCGUCCUACCUGUGGUGGCUCCAGUGUCACCAAACAUGGCAUCUCAACCACAUUUGGAGCCACCUAGCCCUGAAGAAGCCACUGCUGAUACAGCUUCACCUGUUGUACCAGAAGCUGCUGCAGAUACCAGUCUGUCGGCCAAAACAUCAUAUGGCUUGAAUGCAUUUACAAACAAAGGUGCAUUGCAAGAUACAUUUGUGGUCCCAGUAAGGCCAACAACACCAUCACCCACUGUUGAUGCAAAUAUUUCCCCUGAAACAGAGCACGAGUUGCAAAAAUUUUCUGUUGUAGGUGGUGGAGACAGCCUCUCAUCAGUGCCGGUCACUUACACCGAAUCACUUCAUUCACCAUCGGUGCCCCUUCGUUUUGGUGCUACAGUGGAGCCAUCUGUGAGGCCAUCUGCAGAGCCCACUGUAGAGACCACCAGUGAGAACACUGUUCAAGUUACUCCACAGAGCCCUCUUCAACCAACGACGCAGCCAACCCCUGGGCCCUCAUCCCAGGUGACACCUUCUGGAGAGCCCACUGUAGAGACUACCAAUGAAAACACUGUUCAAGUUACUCCACAGAGCACUCUUCCACCAACUAUGCAGCCAACCCCUGGGCCCUCACCCCGGCCCACUGAGCUGCCCACCCCUGGACCCACAUUUGAACCAACUGAGCAGCCCACGCCUGGGCCCACAUUUGAACCAACUGAGCCGCCCACCUCUAGGCCGACCCCUUGGUCCCCAUCAGAAAGUGGUCUCACUCCCACCUCCAGUACAGGUAGUGGCACGCCAACAGAGCAACCAACAAUUGAAGAGUGCAAUGUGGCCUUUGAUACUUACAACAAAUUAUACUAUUUGACUCUUGAGGGUGAUAUUGGUGUGCUUCUGGAUGAUGAUGUGACUGAUGCUUUCGAAACAGCUCAUGGAGGCAUGAAUUCAACAGUUUGUGAUCCAAUUCUCAUUGAUAUUGAAGUGGAAGGGCGGUACACCAGGCGGCGCCUUCAGGAAAUAAAUCCACAAAUUGGACUACGCAUACAAACAUUGCAGACAAGCCCUGGGUUGCCACUGCCUGUUGGAUCUGAUGUCACUGCACUUGUGAAUAGUAUCAGUUCUGUGCUUCAAGGAACUGGAGUAGUUGCCAUUCUUUUCAGUGACACUCUUCAAACUCGAGUACCCACCAGUGCACCAACAAAACCCCCCACAACAAAUCCAACACUAGCUCCAACAGAGUUGUCAACAAUUGCCCCUAUUCCUCAGCCCACAGUACCACCAGGGAACCCAACCAGAGCUCCAACAGGAACACCUUCUACAACCCCCACCAUUGUUCCAAGUGAGUCUCCAACCACAUCACCAACAUCGGUUCCAACUGAAAAACCAAUAAGUGUACCCACCAAUGGCCCAACGCUUCAACCCACUGUAACUCUAGGACGUCCAAGCAAGGUACCCUCUGAGACUCCAACAAAGGUGUCCACAGUUGGCCCUACACCUCUGCCCACUGUGACUGUGAGCAAUCCAACCCAAGUGCCAUCCUUGACACCUACUAAACCUCCAACUAAUAUUCCUACCAAGGUACCUACACAUGCCCCAAUACCGGUACCUACUGUCUCGCCAGGAAACCCAACCAAGGAACCCACUAAAACCCAAACCAAAAUCCCAACAACACCUACUGAUGUGCCUACAGUUGGCCCAGCAGCUCUACCAACCAAAGUACCCACAAUCGCCCCAACACCACAGCCCGCUGCCUCUCCAGGCAACCCAACCAAUAAGGCACCCACAAGAACCCCAACCAACCCUCUUACCAAUAUGCCAACAAACUUACCUUCCAAAGCCCCCAGUGAAGCUCCAACCAAUGUCCCCACAACUUCGUCACCUACAGUUGCCCCUGACACCCCAAAUGUCAUUGGCGAUAGAACAGAGCUCAUAGCGGCAUUGCAAGCUGGAGACUUCAGUGCAACAUCUACCUAUGGCGCCAUUGAAACGUGGGAUGUCACGCGUGUCACAUCUUUUCAAGAUGUGUUUGCUGCAGCUGGAGGCUACUCAGGCUAUGCAUCUUUCAAUGAAGAUAUCAGUUCCUGGGAUGUCAGUGCUGUGACCACUUUCCAUAACACAUUCUACCAAGCAGCAGCCUUCAACAAAGAUCUAACCAACUGGGACACAAGCAAGUCUGUGAACCUUGAAGGAAUGUUUCAAGAAGCAACUGUUUUCAAUGGAGACCUUUCUGGUUGGAAUGUUGCAAAGGUCACCUCAAGCGCAUUCAUGUUCCAGAACUCUAAUUUCAACCGUGACAUUUCAACCUGGAACGUGGCAGCAGUUCAGUCAUUCAACUACAUGUUUGCUGACACUGCCUACAACCAACCAAUGCCAUUGUGGUCCACAGCUGCUGGAACCAAUUUUCUGUUCAUGUUUAAAAGCAAUACAGAUUUUAACCAAGACAUACAAAAUUGGGAUCUCUCAAGUGCGACAACCACUGCAAACAUGUUCUCUGGGGCCAGUUCAUUUGACCAGGACAUUUCAAUUUGGAAUGUAAACAAAGUGAGGAAUUUCCAAGCAAUGUUUGCAAAUUCGGCCUCUUUCAAUCAGCCGAUUACAGCAUGGCAGGUAGGAAAUGCUGUGAACAUGUUGCAGAUGUUCCAAAACUCUGCUUUCAACCAAGCAAUUGGUACAACCUGGGACAUUAGCCAAGUCACCAGCUUCAAUUCCAUGUUCAAGGGAGCUGCAUCACUGGACCGAGAUUUGUGCAAUUGGGGUAACAACCUUCUUGUUACAGCCACUGUGGUUGACAUGUUUGCUGGAGCCUUUGCUUGUCCUUCACAAUCAGAUCCCAACACAGGGGCAAGUCCAAUUGGCCCGUUUUGCCAUACUUGCUGA
Molecule: messenger RNA, 5166 nt
Organism: Seminavis robusta
Lineage: Eukaryota; Bacillariophyta; Bacillariophyceae; Naviculales; Naviculaceae
Source: the annotation of a GenBank genome assembly